AUGUCAAGAAGCCCGCCCGACAGAUCUGAGGCGAUCGCCAGCUCCAGCUCGUCUCAGCAGCAGAACCGGCAACAGCAGCUCCCAUUCACCAACGACGCCGUGGACCAAUCCGACUUCUCCCAGCUCGAAGCUGGCACAUCCUACGCGAACAACGACCCCAGUUCCACUCGACCACGGUCCUCCACACUGGGUGCCAACCUGUCGACGUCGUACAGCAAGACUCCAGCAAGAUCGUUUUUUCACCAUGCCUCCCACGGCUCCCUCGAUCGCGCACACUACGCCUCGGAUGGCGUGCGCGACAGAACACAGCAGCUGGCAUCAAUGGCACUUGAAGACUCGGAUUCCUUCCGUUCCGGUACCCCCGUCCCUCGACGCUACGCAGCGCCAGGUUCUGAUGCGACUUUGGCGAGUCACAUAGAUUCGUCUCUGGCAGACCGAAGCACCAACGAGCCGCGACAACCUUUGGAAUCUUAUCUACGUGAUGAUGUUAUAGAGGAGGUUUCAGAACCAGUAUCACCCGAGGAGGAAAGUUUUAUACCCGCGGCUCGAGACAUGCCCAGAGGGUCUCUCAUUUCGCAUUUGAUCCGCACUUCGCCGCCCAAGGAAAGCGAGGACAACGUAAUACGCACAGAACCGGACAAUGUUCAUGCUCGUGGUCGAAGGGACGUUCCGGAAGUCGUGGUGGGAGAUGGCGCUCUGGAAGCAGACGAGACCGCAGCACUGCUCCCGAAAACUCAUCCAGCUGAUCAGGACAAGAAGCGUCAAUAUGGCUCAACUGGAGAGGUGGAUGAAUGUUCUGGACAGGGACAAAGCAGAUGGGUGGGGUCUCAACGAGCGCUGUUAAGAGUCAAGAGCCGUGCAGCUGCAACGCUUUCAACCGUAAAAAAUCCUAAAAGCUGGGACAAGAGAGUUAUCAAGAGGGCUGCCCUUGGACAAGUGAAAACCCUCCCUGCUGUGUUCCUUGGUUUAUUGUUGAACAUCCUGGAUGCCCUCUCAUACGGAAUGAUUUUGUUUCCACUUGGGGAGCAGAUAUUUGCGCAGACAGCAGCCGACGGUAUCUCUAUGUUCUUCGUCAGCUGCAUCAUAUCUCAGCUUACUUACUCCUGCGGACUAUCCAUAUUUGCAGGCGGCGUUGGCUCAGAAAUGAUCGAAGUUGUCCCUUUCUUCCACAAAAUGACCUACCUGAUCAUGGGUCAAAUGGGCGAUGCCGAUCCCAAGGCCAUCAUGGCUACGGUGAUCUUGUCUUACGCCAUGAGCUCCGUGUUAACAGGCAUCAUUUUCUUUGUACUGGGGUUCUUCAAGCUAGGGCGUCUAGUGAGCUUCUUCCCUCAUAGUAUUCUGCUCGGCGCAAUCGGCGGUGUUGGAUUCUUUCUCUUCGUUACUGGUAUCGAGGUUUCCGCGAGAUUACCCGGAAAUCUUGAGUAUAACAUGGCUACUCUUCGAGAGCUUCUCCGGUCCGAUACUAUCACACUAUGGGUGCUGCCACUCGUUCUCGCAAUAGUUUUGUUCGCAUUGCAGCGCUUCUUCAAGAACCCGUUCGUUAUGCCCGCGUAUUUCGUCUUCAUCACUGCGGUCUUCUAUUUCUUUGUUGCCGUAGUUCCGAGUCUAAACCUUGAGCUAUUACGGGCCAAAGGCUGGGUUUUCGAGAAGCCCCCAUCUGGAGUUCCAUUCUACCGCUUCUACAGCUACUACAACUUUGGACUGACCGACUGGAACGCCAUCGUCAGAUGUAUUCCCACGAUGUUCGCGUUGUCCUUCUUCGGCAUCAUACACGUCCCGAUCAAUGUUCCAGCAUUGGGCUUGCAAGCCGAAGAGGACAAUGUUGACAUCAACAGAGAGCUGAUAGCGCAUGGCUUCUCUAACACACUUUCUGGAUUUGCUGGCAGUAUUCAGAACUAUCUAGUUUAUGCCAACAGCGCUCUCUUCAUCAACAACGGUGGCAACAGUCGGUGGGCGGGUAUCGAGCUAGCCAUGGCCACGUUCGCUGUAUGGCUUGCCGGACCAGGAAUGAUUGGAUAUAUCCCAGUCUUGGUCGUCGGGACUCUCAUAUAUUAUCUGGGUAUAGAUCUACUUCAAGAGGCACUAUGGACAACAUUCGGAACUCUGCAAUGGCUUGAGUAUUUCACCAUCGUUGCGGUAGUGCUCAUCAUGGGCAUGUAUGACUUUGUCGUCGGCGUCGUUACAGGUAUCGUUCUUGCCUGUCUUGUAUACGUCAUUCAGACCUCACGAGCACCGGCCAUUCGUGCAACUUAUGAUGGGCGAGUCGCCGAGUCAACCGUACGCCGGCAUUUGGUCCAGCGCCGCUAUCUGCACGAAGCCGGCCGGCAGAUCUAUGUCGCCAAGCUAGCUGGGUACCUGUUCUUCGGCUCGAUCGUUUCUGUAGAGACGAAAGUCCGGGCUCUGAUCGAUGACGAAGAGUUCAAGAAAUGUCCUAUCCGAUAUUUCAUAAUCGAUCUCUCGCACGUCGAUGGCUUGGACUUCUCGGCUGCUGGGGCGUUCAAGACGAUGCAGCGUCUGCUUCGUCGUAGGAAGAUCGAGAUGCUCUUGUCUGGUGUGACUUUGAGCGACGAUGUCGGCAAAGGGUUGACAAGAGCUGGGAUUCUGGAUGAAGAGGCUGCAGAUCAGAAGAAUCCACCACCGAAGGUAUUCGAGAACCUGAACAAGGCUCUGGAGUACUGUGAAAACGCGCUCUUGACGGCUUUCAUUCAGCGCACGAAGUCGCUCACGCAGCCGGAGCAGUCAAAAUCUAUGGCUGUUCCGAGGCCGAGCGCGCCAUCACAUCCUUCCGAAGGCUCAUUCAAUUCACCCCGACGUCACCUUCUUCAUGAGGCCGCCAAUACUGCGCUUACCGAUCACAGAAACACGACCGUUGACGAGCAUAACAUCAUCUCUCCAUCCAAGUGGAAAAACUUUGCGCAGCCAGUACUGCUCAUGCUUCAAACGUUCCAGGAUCUGACGGACAAAAACGAAGACUUCUGGCACCGAGCAGCACCUUUCUUUCAAAGAAAAGAGUUUCCAGCGGGCACGGUGCUCUACUCCCGCGGCGACGAACCGGACGGCUUCUAUCUGCUUGAGAAAGGCGUACUGCGUGCUGAAUACCAGCUGGAGCAAGGGACAUACUACGAGUCCAUUAUGCCUGGCACCACAUGUGGCGAGCUGCCGUUCUUCUCCGAGACCGACAGAACGGGCACGGUGGCGGCUGAGGCGGACUGCGUUGCUUGGCUCCUGACGCGCGAGAAGUGGAAGGAAUUGGAGCAGAAGCAGCCGGAUGUCGCGUCGGAGCUUCUGAGGAUCAGUCUGAAGCUGACGAGCGAGAGGAUGAGCGCCAUCACGUCCUAUGUGCUUGUUACUGCGAGCUGA
This is a messenger RNA of Coniosporium apollinis CBS 100218, 3360 nucleotides long. RefSeq lists its product as uncharacterized. The coding region runs from base 1 to 3360 and encodes 1119 amino acids. Gene Ontology annotation, cellular component: membrane. NCBI's taxonomy places the organism in Eukaryota, Fungi, Ascomycota, Dothideomycetes. The transcript has 8 exons. The record is from RefSeq and is a predicted model, not a curated record.